AUGUUUUCAUUUGCCUCUUGUUUCAGAGAUGGAGACUCACCAUCGCCUCUACCGCAGGAUUCGCUUCGAUCCGGCAGCACCCUUGAACAUAUCGUUCAAUUUCUGACCCCCUCAACCGACUCCCUCCAGCAAAACCCGUCCUUCUUUCGCUCUGGACGAACACGCCGUCGUCCGGUGUGUGUCACCCGUAUACGCGCAAAGCUGGCUUCCGAUCAGUUGCCCAAGGCAACUCGUCGAGAUCUCCGAGUAUUCAGAAAACUGGCGGGCCCACGGGAGAACGCGAAGAGAUUCCUCCGCCUGGGGACCUCUUCGAACCCUUCUGCAACAAGUAUCCCGAUUGCCAGGACGACCCGCCGCCGCCCGGUUUCGGAGAUCAUCCUUCCUCCGAGAGAUGAGCCAAUGAUACCCUCUACGGAAUCUGCGGCCGGUAGGCUACGGUCCAAUUCUACGUCGACUGCAUCUGGAGUCGCGGCGCAGAGCGCGACACUGCUCGAACGUUCAGGUAGCUCUGCAUCUGAUGUUGGCGCUUCCUUCCCCGUCCUGCGGAGAGAGAAGAUCGUCGCAACAGGCAAUGGGAUCUCCGUGGGGGUCGCUUUAGCGGAACCUGUUCUCUUCUUGCCAGGAUAUGACCAUAACGACCCGAGCACGAAGAAAUCGGCUAUUCUGAGGGGACAUCUUCACAUCAAAACCACCAAGUCUGUGAAGGUGAAGAAGAUCUCUGUCUGUUUCCGGGGUCAUGCCCAGACGGACUGGCCAGAUGGGAUUCCGCCGAAAAAGGUGCAUUUCCAUGAUAAGAAGGAUUUGGUGACUCAUGGUCUUGUAUAUUUCAACCAUGGAGAUACCGCGAUUAUGCAUAAUGACUAUGGAGCUCACUAUUACAAACUGGCCAAAGUCGCCCCCUCCGUCACGUCAAAAGAGGUCACCACUACGACUCGAGAACUCUUUCUCAAAAGCGUGUCAUCGACGUCAGUCAACAGCCAUACCACUCCCAAGGAAGCCAAGCGUUUAUCGCUGCAGUCGAACCAAUCUCGCAGUUUUGGAAAGAAUGAUCAUCCACAUAGUGUAGCAGCUCAGCCCCAACGCAACUACAGGCUUUUCCCGCCUGGUGAUUAUAUCUACAACUUUGAGUUCCCGAUUGAUGGCUCUCUUCCGGAGACCAUCAAGAGUGAACUGGGAUUUGUCCGAUAUGACUUGGAAGCCAUUGUCGAACGAUCAGGUGCAUUCCGGCCCAAUCUUCUGGGCACCAUUGAGAUUCCCGUCAUCCGCACCCCCGCGGAAGGAUCCCUCGAACAGGUCGAGCCCAUUGCUAUCUCCCGGAAUUGGGAAGAUCAGCUCCACUAUGAUAUCGUGAUUUCGGGCAAAUCUUUCCCUCUCGGAUCACAAGUGCCCAUCGCAUUCAAGUUGACACCAUUGGCUAAGGUCGAAUGCCACCGGAUUAAGGUCUACGUCACUGAGAAUAUUCAACAUUGGACUUCAGACAAGAGUGUGCAUCGCUUCCAGCCCGCCAAGAAAGUGCUUCUGUUUGAGAAGAGAGCGGAUUCCGCCAGUGUUAGCACGUACCCGGGCAGUAAUAUGCGUGUCACUGCUGGUGGUGGCAUCGACUGGGACCAUCGGGAAGCCGCUGCGCGUGGUGAAGAAUUCAUUGAUCGGAAUCGCACGAGCCUGUUGGGGGAUCUAGCAAACGAUACAGGUGUUGGACCAACGGAGAUGGAGUUUAACGUGCAGCUCCCCAGCUGUCACCAAAUGAAGAGUCGGGAUGAAUCUCAGCGGUUGCAUUUCGACACCACGUACGAGAAUAUCCAGAUCAAUCACUGGAUCAAGAUCGUGAUGCGCCUCUCCAAAGUCGAUGAGAAGGAUCCCACCAAACGGCGGCAUUUCGAGAUCUCCAUAGACUCCCCUUUCCACAUCCUCUCCUGUAAAGCCACGCAGGCCAACAUAUACCUUCCCGCGUAUUCAUCGCCUUCUUCAGAUCCAUCCAUUCCGAUUGAAGAAUUUGAAUGUGGAUGUCCUGGAGCCCCCCUCAUCAAGAAGGGCAACUCAUCUGUUGCACUGUCAGGUUUUGAUCGCAAUGAUAGUGGUUCGGGUUCCGACUCCGUCAAUGGACGAGGGAACGGCCUCCCGCGAAGCUUCACCUCCAGCUCGGGCGGCCUGGCUCGUCCUCAGCAAGCACACCUGGCCCAUGAACCCAGCGAGCGCGAUGCGCGCCCCAUGCAUCUCCUGCGAGCGCCAUCGUUUGCGCCUCCAGCCUUCGAGGAUCUGCCUCCGCCGCCGCCUCUUGUGACACCACCUCCGGAAUAUACCUCGAUCGUUGGGGACAAUGACCGCGAAGCCGUCCUCGAAGAUUAUUUCCACCGGCUGUCCUUUUACGAGGAGCAUGAAGAUGACGACCGCGGAAGAGGGAGAGUCGAUGUGCCACUUACCCCAGGAGGACGCGUGAACCGCAGCAUGGACGUUCCGCGCGAGUGGAUUCGGCUGGGCGACACGAUUGUGCAGUGAGCAGAGCACGAUAUAAUACGAACGUUACGGCUAUAUGUUUUUUGGAUUUACGAGAUUAUGAUAUACUUUAAUAUCGGGUUUCUGAGAAGACCAUUAUAGACUGGCGCCAGUGGUUUUAUUCUCGGGUUGAUCAUGGGCUCCGAAAAUUGGUUCCAGGCGUGUUAAGGCUCAUGUCGGGUAUUGUGCUGUGCUUUUGCAUGUCCAAAAGGGACCAGUUUCGGUCCCUAUCAGGGUCUUGGGUGGCGUUGGCGCCGGAGAAACAAGCGGAGAUGAAAGGAAAAGGAAAAGAGGAAACAAGGCUGCAUGAUUCCCCAUUUGUUGUGGCUCUGUAGAGCGCACUUCCCAUGUUGCAUGAUGUAUGUACAUACAUAGAGCAUGUCCAUUAUGGUACAUCCGCACUAGAUAGAUACCUGUCUAGGUAGAUAGACCGCCUAUUCUAUUUAUUCAUUUUCUAUUGUCAGUGCAGCAUCGAUCCUCUCUGUC
Messenger RNA from Paecilomyces variotii, 2979 nucleotides. Its product is annotated as arrestin domain protein. Gene Ontology annotation, biological process: ubiquitin-dependent endocytosis. The coding region runs from base 1 to 2496 and encodes 831 amino acids. The record is from RefSeq and is a predicted model, not a curated record. NCBI's taxonomy places the organism in Eukaryota, Fungi, Ascomycota, Eurotiomycetes, Eurotiales, Thermoascaceae. The transcript is spliced from 3 exons. Gene Ontology annotation, molecular function: protein-macromolecule adaptor activity; ubiquitin protein ligase binding. Gene Ontology annotation, cellular component: cytoplasm; cytosol.